Molecule: messenger RNA, 1943 nt
Organism: Amaranthus tricolor (Joseph's coat)
Lineage: Eukaryota; Viridiplantae; Streptophyta; Magnoliopsida; Caryophyllales; Amaranthaceae
Exons: 3
Coding region: 1353-1943 (196 amino acids)
Source: RefSeq, a predicted model, not a curated record
AUAUGAAAAUUGUAGUAAAUGGCUGGAAAUCAAGGAAAAGAAAAAGGGUUUUUUAGAUGUUUAUUGAGCGGCAAUAGCUCUAGGCCGACUUUACUGAGAGGGGAUCCCCUUGAGAGGGGGGUUACGGGAUCUGCAAGGCGAGCAACGCAAGAACAGGCGGCCAGACAUAGUCAGGCCCAACGUUCAACUACCCUAGACCAUGUGCGUAGUCGCUUUGAGCGCCAGAUUAGCCUGCAUAGUCAUACGGUAGGCUCAGGUGACGAUGAUACUGAUUACGACGAUUCUAUCAGUCGGGAAGAGUUUGUCGGUCAGGAUGAAUCUGCCGAUCAUCCAGUUGAUUGGACGCUCGUCAGAGGGCAUGCCGGUCAGUUUAGGAUUAGAGGGCAUAGCGCGGCUGGCACUUCUGAUCACGCAGGAGUCAGCCAGGUUGAGGAUGCGGCUCAACGGGGGAGGAGGCGCUCACAAUCCGCGGAUAUGGACUGGUUGAUCACAUCACCCCAGCCCGGGGGCCCUGUUGGUACCACUUUAAUACCCAGCUAUGGUGGGCACGUAGCAAAGGUUAUAUUUGAGGGAUCCGAGCGCACCCCUCCGAUUUUGGAAUGUCGUCCUAGGAAGAGGACGUUGGAUGCAAUCAUCAGACUUCAGGACAUGUCUGAACGGGGUGUUACCUGCCACUCCUCUUGGUCAUCUGUCGUAUAUAAUGCACCAGCACAUUGAUAGUGCUCUCAUUACGGCAUUUGUGGAAAGGUGGCAGCGUGAUACCAACACCUUCCACAUGCCGUGGGGGGAGAUGACCAUAAUGUUGCACGAUGUGCAACGCAUCUUAGGACUUGGCAUUGACGGUUCACUUCCCGUUGAACCUGCUGAUUGUGACUGGCAGCUUGGCCUGGCCGGCCUGUUUGGGGAGCCAUUGUCGGAGUUACGUGGGAAGGGGCACUUCACUAGCGGUAGCAUUAACGUUGGUGCACUGUUGCAGUUAUGCCACCGUUCUCAGUCUAUGGAGACUCAGGCUGCUGCAUACUACAUGGCUAUAGUGGGUUUCACAUUGCUCGUGGAUAAGACUAGAGUUGGGAUGCAGCCUCACCCAGUUGUUGCUGUCACUGCUGAUCAGGAUGACAUUGCUUGGGGUGCAGUGAUGCUUGCUAACAUGUAUCGUCAACUGGGUAUGGCGACAAGGACUGGGUGCAAGACUAUUGCCCGUUGUCUGACACUGUUGCAGACAUGGAUUUACGAAUACUUCCCAACCUUCCCCCCCCCCGCUUCAAGCUGACAUGCCGAACAAGACUAAGGCAGCGCAGAAGCCAAUUCGUUAGCUAAGCAGACUGAGAAACUGUAGGAGCAUACUGGACACCAUGACAGAGACACAGAUGGAGUGGAAUCCGUACAUGACUUCUGCUAGGGCUUUAUUGAACGAGCACCCACGCACCGCCUAUAUCGGUGGUAUCACCUGUUUUGAUAUCGUGGAAAUCUAUUUGCCUGAGAGGACAGUCAGACAACUCUGUUUUGCACAGGCCAUUUUUCCCUCGCCGCUGAGACCUACCCAAGCUUUGCGAUCGGCACAGGGUUCCUACUCAGUGACAUUCACUUCUCCGUCUAUGUACACGGAGAUGUGGAGUAGGUUCCCUUAUUGUGCCCACGUAGUUGAGCAGGCACUGCGUCGGGCAUCGGUUCCAUCAGAGGCUGCCCCUGAGUACAUUAAUCGGUUUAGAGUGUCUUCCCACUCAUUUCUCAUCCCAGGUGAAGGACCUGCUACUGCGUUCGAUGUAGCGGAUAACAGAGUCGAAUAUUUUGCAGCUGAAUUUCUAUGUAGACUUGCGCCAUUGCUCAGGAUGCCAUCUAUUGUGCAAAUGAAGCCUCGGGAAAGACAUACUGCUGAUAUGUAUCUAGAUGAACUUAGAGAGUUGUUUGCCGAAUGGCAAGCGUUUAGAGGGCACAACCCUUAA